AUGUUGGAUGAUCAUGUUAGAAAAUUUCUUCUCCACUAUGAGGUGGUCGAAGAAUUGGGGACAGGAUGUCAAGGAGUGUCAUAUAAGUUAAGAAAUCUACACAGUGCUGAAUUCUUUGUCCUUAAGAUGAUCGAAUGUAAAAGUGUAGAGCAUGCUUAUUUGUUGUUCGAUGAAUACAUAUUCCUACAAAAUUUUAGUCAUCCUUACGUAUCGAAAGUUGUCGAGGUUCGUGUUAUCAUGAACGCCAAAAUAUCAGCGAUAUACCUUUUAGUUCUUCGACGAUUUGUCGAUCUUCCAAGUGUCGAUUCCAUUAUUCAGGAAAACAUUGGAAGAAAUAAUAUCAAAUGGGAGUUAAUCUACAAAAUCUUGGGAAGCACACUGGAUGUCAUAUCUUUUCUUCUCAAGUUGAAUUAUGGGUCCAUUUAUUUGCACCCUAGAAAUAUUUUUGUCAACGAAACUUCAUUCUGCGUAACUGACGUUUGGGGUCCUAACCUUAUGAACUAUAUUCGUGGAACAGAUAUUUUUGUUCACUCCUUCGAGCACAUUAUAAAUCCUGAACUCUUGAAGGAUAUGCCAAUAAAGUGUCCACCGGAUGAAAUUCCUCAAAGGCGUCCACGUAGACAUAUUCAGUGGUGUGCUCCUGAAUUUAUUCGAUUUGAAGUCACUAGUAAUUCUGAUAUAUGGAGUUUGGGAUGUUUAAUUACAAUCUUAAUGCACAUCAAGUAUUUAUGCAAAGGUGAAGAGAUUGAAGCAGUCAAUUUAUUGAAAAUAAAAGAGGAUGCCUAUCAUUAUAAAUUAUCUGCAAAAGAAAUAGAGACACACAAAGAAUUGUUCACCAUUUUAUCAAAAAUGAUGAAGAUUAAUCCAAAUGAGCGUAUAACCUUUGAUGAUCUAUUGAAGGAACCAUUUAUUCAAACACUUCUAAGACAUACAAAUCCACAGUUGAUCAUGAGAGUUAAAAGAUGCAUUGUUACAGAAGCUGACAGACCAUUUCCAAUCAAUGAUUCUAUGGAAGUUAAAUUGAUAUAUCUUACUACCAAUUGGAAACAUGAAAAUUGUGUACAAAAAGCUUUAUAUUGGUUUACUGAAUACAUUAAUAUGGAUAAAAAUGUUAAACUAUCAUCUGAAUUACUAUUUCUAUUAUUUCAAAUAAUGAGUUUACAUCAGUUCAAUGUGUCAAUUGUUAUCUAUUGUUUAACUAUACUAGUUUAUAUUGUUGAAACUGAACAAAUCGAGGGUUUUUUAACUGAAACACAAUAUUUCUACAUUGAUGAUACUGUUAAAUUGUCAAAUAUUUCAUCAAAUGAAAACAAUAUUUGGAAGAUAAAUGAUUUAAAUACUGUUUUAUUAAUUAUGAAGAAAUAUCUUCAUCAUUUAACUAUACAAAAUUUAGGAUUAAAAUUUCUCUAUCAACUUAUUUAUCCUAAACAUUUCACUAUCAAUAUGAAUAUGAUACAGAAUUAUUUAAAAAUAUACAAGAAUAUAUUUAAAAAACUUCAAAAAAUUAAUUUAUCUUAUCAUAUUUUAGAAAUGUUGAAUUCUUCUUCUAAAGAUCUCAUUAAAAUAGCAAUGCAUUACCUAUGGAAAUUUUGUAUUUACGAACCUAUUGCUCAGGAGAUAGCAGAACGAGGUGUAUUGUUAAUAACUGUACAGUUUAUGCAGUCUAAUCAAUCUGAUUGUGAAAUUUUUACUAAUGGUUCACUGGUGAUUGUAUCACUUCUACGUAUUGAUCUAGCAGUUAAGCAUAUUAUGGAAUACAACAGUUUAAUUCCAAUGUUAUUACAAGGGCUUCUGAAUUUUAAAGAUUUUCCAAACACAAUCUGGAAUAUAUGUUUAUGCUUACAAGUUGUAUUACAUUUAUCAGAGGAAUUCGCUUUACAAUUUAUCAAUAAACAAAAAGGAAUCGCUACAAUGGAUUGUGGCUUUGAUAUUUUAUAUUCGAUUUAUAAAAUCCAUUAUAAUAAUACCUUAGUCAUUGAAGCAUUAUUGAAACCAAUCAAAUCUGUUGUUCAGUAUGAUUUUUUAGUUACUGGUGAUUUCUCAACCUUAGAGUUAUUACUUACAUCAAUUAUGAAAAGUGAAGACGCAGAUCUGGAUCUUGUUGACAGUGCAAGGUGUAUACUGGCUAAACUUCAGACGCUUAAUAUCUGA
This is a messenger RNA of Heterobilharzia americana, 2151 nucleotides long. NCBI's taxonomy places the organism in Eukaryota, Metazoa, Platyhelminthes, Trematoda, Strigeidida, Schistosomatidae. The record is from the annotation of a GenBank genome assembly.